Messenger RNA from Lodderomyces elongisporus, 903 nucleotides. RefSeq names its product cytochrome-b5 reductase (gene MCR1). The coding region runs from base 1 to 903 and encodes 300 amino acids. The transcript has a single exon. Gene Ontology annotation, molecular function: cytochrome-b5 reductase activity, acting on NAD(P)H. Gene Ontology annotation, biological process: ergosterol biosynthetic process. The record is from RefSeq and is a predicted model, not a curated record. Lineage: Eukaryota; Fungi; Ascomycota; Pichiomycetes; Serinales; Debaryomycetaceae.
AUGUCGGUUUCAAGAUUAUUUUCCAACCCUAAAUUCGUUUACCCAUUGGUUGGUGCCACUAUUGGCUCAAUUGGUUUGGCAUAUUACUCAACGCAAGCACAAUUUUACAUUGCCAACGAGACCGGAAAGACAUUCACUGGUGGUGACCAAUGGAUUGACUUGAAAUUGAAGAAAUCCGAAGAUCUCACACACAACACCAAGCACUUGACCUUUGAGUUGCUCAACCCAGAUGAUGUUUCUGGAUUAAUUACCGCUUCAAUGUUGAUGACUAAAUACGUAACACCAAAGGGUAACAAUGUUAUUAGACCAUAUACUCCCGUCUCUGACCCAGACCAAAAGGGCACUCUUGACUUUGUCAUCAAGAGAUAUGAAAAUGGUAAAAUGUCAAACCACAUUCACAACUUGAAAGAAGGAGAGACUUUAUCAUUCAAGGGACCUGUUGUGAAAUGGAAGUGGGAACCAAACCAAUUCAAGUCAAUUGCCUUGAUUGGUGGUGGUACUGGUAUCACACCAUUAUACCAAUUGUUGAGAGAAAUCACUUCAAACCCAGAAGACAAGACCAAGGUCAGCUUGAUCUACGGUAACACCUCACCAGAAGAUGUAUUGAUCAAGGACAGAAUUGAUGACAUUGCUGCUAAGCACAAGGACCAAGUGAAAGUCACCUACUUUGUUGAUGAAAACAAGGCAACCAAGGAUUGGGAAGGUGAAGUUGGUUUCAUCACCAAGGAAUUCUUGGAGAAGGAGUUGGACAAGCCAAGCCCAGACUUCAAGAUCUUUGUUUGUGGUCCACCAGGUUUGUACAAGGCCAUCUCUGGUGUCAAAGUCUCACCAACCGACCAAGGUGAAGUUGAAGGUGCUUUGAAAGAUUUGGGAUUCAGCAAAGAACACGUUUUUAAAUUUUAG